UUGGAUUUGCAUCAUCCUGUGGUAUCGAAUGAGUAUGGGAACGGGUUGCCAAUCGAGAGUGCUUGGAUAGGGACGAGGGAUUAUAGUGCACAAUUGGUGAUUCCGGAGGUAGUGGAGUUUGUGAACAGGUUUGAAGGCGGGAUUGAGGGAAUUAGGAGAAGGAACCAUGAUAAGGUUGUUGAAAUGGCGGAGAUGUUGGUGAAGGCGUGGGGGACGAAAUUGGGGACGCCAUCAGAAAUGUGUUCGAGUAUGGCCAUGGUUGGAAUGCCUGCAUGUUUAGGGGUUUCUAGUGAUUCGGAUGCUUUGAAGUUGAGGACUUAUUUGAGGGUUUCGUUCAAGGUUGAGGUUCCGAUAUAUUACAGGGCGCCAUUGGAAGGGGAGGUAAAUCCGAUAACAGGUUAUGCUAGGAUCUCCCAUCAAGUUUACAAUACCAUCGAGGAUUAUUAUAGGUUUCGAGAUGCCAUUAUCAAGCUUGUGAACGAUGGUUUCACUUGUGCAGUUCUCUCGAAUUGACUAGGUGAUUCUCUCUUUCAAUGGAAUAAAAUGUCUUUUUCCAACUCUUUACUGAUUGGAAAUUAUUGUUGUAUUGUGAA
Molecule: messenger RNA, 593 nt
Organism: Nicotiana tabacum (common tobacco)
Lineage: Eukaryota; Viridiplantae; Streptophyta; Magnoliopsida; Solanales; Solanaceae
Source: RefSeq, a predicted model, not a curated record